This is a messenger RNA of Hydra vulgaris (swiftwater hydra), 730 nucleotides long. NCBI's taxonomy places the organism in Eukaryota, Metazoa, Cnidaria, Hydrozoa, Anthoathecata, Hydridae. The record is from RefSeq and is a predicted model, not a curated record.
AUAUUUACAUUAUAUAAAUAUAUAUAAAAUAAAAUCACAAAGAUGUUCCAAUAAAAUCAAACAAAAGUCCUAAAGGUGUCCCAAUAAAAUGUACGGUCAUGUUUUCCAAAUUAUAUUAUGUAAAGAGCUGCUAAAAUUUCUUUAAAUCUUAGUCAUUUUAAAAUAUAGGUUUUGGCGUCUUUUCUUUUGAAAAAAUUCAAAAAGGUCAGUUCAUUGCUCAAUAUAGGGGAGACUUAGUGCCAAAAAAGGAAAUGAAUAAUAAAAUAAAAUAUUACGAAAAAACAAACGCUGGUAGCUACGUUUACGACUUUAUACACAAUAAUAUUGAAUACAGUAUUGAUGCCACAUUUCAUUUGAAUUAUAUUGGUCGUUACAUUAAUGAUUCUAAAUAUUUUCCAAAUGCUGUGAUGAAAAAAGUUUUAGUCAACAACACUCCAUCUUUAUGCUUGUUUGCAUUAAAAGACAUUGAGCCAAAUGAAGAAAUACUGUAUUUCUAUGGUGUUGAUAAUUUAUCAUGGCAUCCUGAGGUAAAAUUUUUAAAAUAAAUUUUUAAAGUUAUAUUUAACUUUUUUUGACAUCUACUUAAAUCUUUACAGGAGUUUAAAAGAAAACAUCAAAAAGGAAAUAAAUCAAAGGUAAACCACUAUGUAAAAAUGAUGUGUAAAAUUGCAAAAAAUAUAUCUUAAAAUAGACUAAAAAUUUAAUUCCUGAAGUUAUUUUUCUGUCUCAA